Mauremys mutica (yellowpond turtle) is the source of this 6793-nucleotide messenger RNA. It is a transcript of the gene RCOR2, whose product is annotated as REST corepressor 2. NCBI's taxonomy places the organism in Eukaryota, Metazoa, Chordata, Testudines, Geoemydidae. Gene Ontology annotation, cellular component: transcription regulator complex; histone deacetylase complex. The coding region runs from base 4451 to 5926 and encodes 491 amino acids. The transcript has 15 exons. Gene Ontology annotation, biological process: regulation of transcription by RNA polymerase II; negative regulation of DNA-templated transcription. The record is from RefSeq and is a predicted model, not a curated record. Gene Ontology annotation, molecular function: transcription corepressor activity.
CCUCUUAGGCGCGGGGCCCAAUUCGGGGGAAUUGGUGGAAUAGGUCUAAAGCCGGCCCUGCCCCCUGUGCCCUGAUAGGACACCUCCGUUCCCCUCUCUGUGCCCCUGCCCAGUGCCCCCGUGUCUCCUGGCCCGCCAGUGUUCCUACAUCCCUGCCUAAUGCCCCCCGAUCCAGAUCUCCCCACGCACUUUGAUCCAAAUCCAUCCUCACACUCCUGAUGCUGAUGCCACCUCCUUGUAUCUCAACCCAACAGCCCUUGUAACUGAGACCCAAUGCCCUCUUUACCCCAGCCCAACACCUGCUGCUCCCUUUCCCUGGGCCCUUGACUCCAACCCAACACUUCCUUUGGCCCCAGACCCAAUGCCCCCAAGACCCUAACACAAUGCCCCUUUGACUCCUUCCUGUGACACCUCACCCCAAAGCAAUGCCCCGACCCCAUCUUAACACCCUUUCCCUACACCCCCACACACUCCUGCUAUGUCCAAUGCUAUUCAACAUUUCCAUCAAUGACCUGGAACAAGUAAAUAUGAAACCACUACUGAUAACCUUUGCAAAUGACACAAAGAUUGUUGGAGUAGUAUGACGAGUAGAAUGAAGAGGACUGUCCUACACAGCAAUUUGGAUUGCUUGGAGGGGUGAAGUCAGACCCCUCAACUGCAGAUGGGUCCUGAAGACUGGCAUGACCUGGCAACAGCUGAUCUACAUGUCGCCGCCAGGAAUGGCUGAACUGUUUUAGCUGAGAUUUGCCAAAAAAGCUCUUCCUGAGGCAGACACCCGCCAUGGAAAAUUUCAGGCUGAAUGGUUAAAGUUUGGCAAAGUUAUAAGCAACUGGAAACAGGGUCUGAUAAUGGGAACUGUUGGGUAAGUAUGGGCUCUGCCUAUACUACUUAGAUAGAUUUGAGUUUUACUUGAGGAUGCCCACUUCUCUUCUCCCUACCCAUUUUUAAAGGCUUAUGUUUUAAGAUUUUUCUGAAUGCAGUGUUACUUACAAUUGUGUUAUUUAAAGUGCCAUUGAACAGCUGCUAGGGUAUAUUUUCCUGGGGUGGCUAGCCGGUGACAGGAGGGCUAGAAAGCUAAAAGGAAACAAAUUGAAGGAAGCAUUCAUUUACUUUACAUAAACGUAUAAGAAAACAACAUUAAUACUAAAUAUAUUACAAGGGAUUCUCCUAGAAGUGAUAGGCUGAGAGAAUAGAUGUUAUAGAUCUAUAUCUAUCUAUCCAUCCGUCACUAUACACACCCCUCUAUCUACCUACCUACCAUCCAUCCCUAUACAAACACCUCUAUCUAUUGAUCCAUCUAUCCAUAAAUAUCCAUCACCCUAUAUACCUCUCCAUUUAUCCAUCUCUAUCUGUCUCUCCCCAUACAUACUCCUUUAUCUAAUCUAGCUCUCUAUAUACAUAUUUAAAUCUAUGUAUGCAUAUCUAUUCAUCUAUCCAUCUAUCUAUAUUCAUCCAUGUACGCUAAGCACAUCUGGUCCAAGAAGGCAUACAGUGCAAUAGGCAGAAAGGGGAGGGUGUAUACUGGCUGGGGAGAAAUAUAUCCAUUGCAAAAGCUAAGCCCCCUAGCCUCCUGCUGGGGGUGGGGAGUGUCUCCAUAGGUGCUGGAAUUAGGGAUGCUGGGGAUGCCACACCCCUUGACUUGAAGUGGUUUCCAUUCUAUACAGGGUUUACAGUUUGGUUCAAUGGCUCUUAGCACCCCCACUAUAAAAAAUAUUCCAGCACCCCUGGGUGGCUCUGUCUCUGAACAGUUCUCCAUUUCUCUCAUUCUCUCCCUUUCAUCCCUUCUUCAGGGACAGGGGCAUUUUAAAAGACAACAUAAAGACCCACCCAGCAGCUCCUCUCAUUCAGUACAUCCCCCUCCUUACAUACACAUCUGGGCUCAACUCUUUCCCCCCUCCUUCCGCCUGCCUCUUGCCCCUGCCUGCCCCCCUCUGGCCAGAUGUGCAUCCAGGCGGAGGGGUUCAGCUGGGAGGUGCUGAGGCCAGGGGAGCUGGAACUACUUUUCCCCAGCAGCAGUAAGCAGCAGGAGCCGACCGAGGAAGCUCCAGUCUGACUCUCAUUGUGUGUGUGUGUGUGAGGAGAGACGGAGGCAGGCACCGGAGCUCCUGUAAAGCCUCCUGCCCACGCAACUUUCCCACCAGGGUCCCCCCCCUCCACCGCACACACUGAGUCAACCCCCCUCUUCUUGCAGCAUCCCCAGACCCUGGACCCCCCCCAUUUCCACCCCCUACUCCUGGAGGUCACUUUUAUUUUUGUGCACAAGUUGCUACAUCUUUGGAGGAAGAAAGAAGCCAUAGAAGGAAACGGGGGUCAGAUCGUCCCCAGGGGAGAGUUGGGGGGAAACCCCUCAUUUUUAACCCAACUCCCACCCCCGUUUUUUGCAUUUGUCGCCACCGACCAGCGGGCGCGUCCUCCACCCUGAAGCAGGACUAAAGGGGGGGAUUCCUGUGGUGGAGGGGGCCGCAAAGCAGAGGGAGCUGGGGGGGCAAUGCCUUCCGUGAUGGAAAAAUCCGGCCCGGCCUCCGGGAUCCUGUCGAGGAGCCGGGCGAAAUCGGCCACCAAUGGCAAUCAUCAGACCUCGGAGGAUGAGAGCAGCGAAGAAGAGCAUUCGCACGGUAAGUGCCAGACUGGGGGCACAGCUAUUGUGCAAGCGGCAGGGAGCCAGCCAGGGUCCACUCCACACACGGAUCAUGCGUGCGUGUCCCGGAACGGGAGCCGAGAAUGAUUCACUUGCGACACGCAUGUGGACUGGGGGGCUCGUGACACGCCACGAGUGUGGACUUAGGGGGGCUCACGCCAUGUGUGCGGUCGGGGGGGGGUGUCGUGAUACGCCACGCGUGUGGACGGGAGGGUCACGCCACACUUGCAGACCGCACCUCCCCGUGGAGGAGAAAAACUCUGUUGGAGUGCGAGGCCCUAAGGGUCAGGGAUAGGGAGCUGGCGACAACUUCCCGGGUCUGGGGAAGUGACAGCGAGUGGCCCGGUUCCUCCAGAACCAGGAGGUGCGCGGGGAGGGAAGCUGCUAUCUCCCUAGUGACUUGAAUUAACCCCACUUUCUACGGUGUCUCGGGAUCCCCUCCUCACCUGGCGUCCAACGGGGAGACGUGGUGACCCCCAUGGCUCCUGGGGUUAGCCGGGGCGGCCCGGGACUAGAAUACAGUGUAGAAUACAACAAUGCUGGAAUAUUAUUUCUCCUGCAAUCCCUGCUGGGGCCCGAUCCCUGGGAGCUGGCGGGGGGUGGGAGGACAGAACAACACUAGGGUGUUGGGGGCUAACCCCUUCCCAAACUUAGCCCCAGGGUGAGCAAAGGGGCGCUCUCGGCUGAACAAAGAGCCGGGGCAUCACUGGAAGGUUGCUUUUGCUAACAGCUUCGACCCCAUUGUCCCCUGGCGCCCUCGUGUGUGCCUGCAGCCUCCCAGCGUCAGCCGGCUUUGUUAGCCCCCCUCCCCCCGCCUCUCACCAGCGCCAGCAAGGGAUGUGCUGGGGGGAUCCAAGGAGAUUAGAGCGGCCGAUUCCUCCCACCGGCCAUGUGGAAUCCGUUUGGGGAAUGUGUGUCGGGGGGGACAGUUACGCCCCUUUGCUGCUGGCUCUGGGGAGGCACAAGCAACCCAGGAGUAUGGAGUGGGGGGGUCAACAGAGUGGAGUGCUAGUCUGCUGUUUGGACACCCUCCCUUGCCAGCCCUGUUAGCCCAUCACUAAGGAAACGGGGGGCCUCACCUCCGAGACCUCUCGUGUUCUUCCCCCAAGUGUGCAGGGGGUGGCGUCCCACCACCCCCAGCUGUUCUAGAUACUGGGAAAUUUUGCCAAAGACACCCUCUCCUCCCCAGCGAGAGCCCAUGUCACAGCUGCGCCGCAGCCAGCCACCACCCCCUGCCGGGGUGUGUGUGUGCAUCCUGGAGGGUGGGGGUUAUAUUGUGUGCAGGAAGGGGGCAGCUACCUGGGUGGUACCCAUCAACAGCUGGGAGACCUUCCCACUCUAUCUUCCCUGUGGGUGUGGGAUCCGCCUAGGAGCAGACCUCCCCCCCCCACCCCGUCCUCUCCCCAUCUCCCCCUCCCUCGCGUGUGUUUCUUGGGCCCCGUGCCGGAAAGUGAAAGCAGGGCAGCUCCUUGGCAGGCGCUGGCUAAAUGCUUCCAGAUCAGGCUGCAGCUGUGACAAGACAGGCUUCCUGGGAAAGGGAGCCAGGGGUGGGGUGGGAAGUAGAGAGGGGAACGGGAUAAUGUAGCCCCCCACCACCCGUGAACCAGUGCGUCUAGAGCUAGAUUGCAUGUUCAACUCUGAUUUGCAGCUGCCUGGGGGGGAGGGAGGGCUGUUUUGUAUACAGAGAUCCCUGGCCUGGUGCUGGGAUGCAGCCACCUCUGGGGAGGGCUGUCUGGGCUGAUUAACAGCUAAACAAACCUACACUGUAGUUUGGGAAGUGAAGGAGAAGCUGUACUUAUUUGACAAGACAGCAUGAUUCGGGUGGGGGCUGAUUACCAAGCUGUGAUCCCUGAGUGCAAGCCAGAAAGCCCCGCUCGCUACAGCAACAAGGAGCUGAAGGGGAUGCUGGUCUGGUCGCCCAACCACUGCGUGUCAGAUGCCAAAUUGGACAAAUACAUCGCAAUGGCCAAGGACAAGCACGGCUACAACAUUGAGCAGGCCCUGGGGAUGCUGCUGUGGCACAAGCAUGACGUGGAGAAGUCUCUGGCUGACCUGGCCAACUUCACGCCCUUUCCAGACGAGUGGACGGUGGAGGACAAGGUGCUAUUUGAGCAGGCGUUCAGCUUCCAUGGCAAGAGCUUCGCGCGCAUCCAGCAGAUGCUCCCCGACAAGCUGAUCCCCAGCCUGGUGAAGUAUUACUACUCCUGGAAGAAGACAAGGAGCCGCACGAGUGUCAUGGACCGACAGGCCCGCCGGCUGCUCAGCAAGAAGGAGAGGGAUGACAGUAACGACGAGAUGGAGGAGGGACGGGCAGCCAGCGAGGGGGAGUUUGAUGCCAUGGACCCCAAGAAGGAGCCAAGCUACCAGAAGCUGCCGAACAGCCGGCCGGGCCCAGGAUCGGGCUCAGGGCCUGUGAGGAAGGAGGCACAGCUGUCGCAGUAUCGGCACCACCCACUGCGCUCACGCCGGCGCCCCCCCAAGGGCAUGUACCUGAGCCAGGACGACAUCGCUGGCAUCUCAGCCAGCCCUGAUGUGGGCACCCUGGCGCUGCGCCACCUCGACUCACAGCUCGUCUCCCUCAAGCGCCAGGUCCAGUGCAUCAAGCAGAUCAACAGCAGCAUGAAGCAGGCCCUGGAGGGUGGGAUUGACAAGCUGCGGCCCCCUGAGGGGAACAGCAAGUUCAACUCGCGCUGGACAACGGACGAGCAGCUGCUGGCUGUGCAGGCCAUCCGCAGGUACGGGAAGGAUUUCCAGGCCGUGGCUGGAGUGAUCGGCAACAAGACGCUGGCCCAGGUGAAAACCUUCUUCGUCAGCUACCGGCGCCGCUUCAACCUGGAGGAAGUGCUGCAGGAGUGGGAAGCUGAGCAGGGGGGCUCCCCAAGAGGCCGCUCCCCCCCUCAUGACACCAAGAGCUCCAGCGUCUCACUGGCCAGCAGCGAGGAGGACGAUGAGGUGCAGAUCACAGCCGUGUCCCGCUCUGCCCAGCUGCAGCCCCCAGCGUCCACUGCAGCGGCUCUGCCCUCUGCCUCCCCCCGGCUGCCGCCCACCACGCUGUCGCAACCUCCCCCCUUGCUGCGGCCCACGCUGCCCACAGCGCCCACGCUGCACCGCCAGCCACCCCCACUCCAGCAGGGGCGCUUCCUGCAGCCCAGACUGUCGCCCAACCAGCCGCCCCCGCCACUCAUCCGGCCUGCUGCUUCCCGCCACCACGGGCGGGGGCCCCAGCCCUCCUCGCUGGUGGGCGUGGCCCUGGAGCCCCCUCCCCCCUCCUCCUCCAGCUCCCUCUGAGGUUUUGGGGGGAGGCCAGCUGAAGCCCCCUACUUCCUUAGUGUCCUGGAUCCUGCUUGGUUAAGGGGUCAGGGGCUCCAUCUACCCCAUAGUGACACACUGGGGGUGUCUCUAGGACCCCCCCCUCCCCAGGGGAGGGGAGAGACUGAAGGACUUGCAUUGGUUGAACCCGGCCCCCCCAGCAUGGUCCAUUUGGGCUCUAAGCAAAAUCCAGGCAGGGGAGUGGGUACUAAUGCCAGCUGUGGGGAGCCUGGGGUAGUGGGGGGGAGGGGGAUUCUUUACUUGUAGAGGGAUCAGUUCAAUGGGGCGGCGCACCCCCUGCUGGUGAGCCAUGCCUAGUGUGGGGCAGGGACCCCUCCUCACCCCUAGGAGCCUGGGCAGGGGGUGGGAGUGGGGCUCCUACCUGUGGCUGAAUGAGCUGGGGAAUGUAUCUCCUCCGGGGGGGAGGGGUGUGGGAAUGUUCUCCUGGCAGUGGGGGGUGCUGAUGCUAGCCCCUGGCUGGCAGAGCAGUUGCUGGGGGGCAGGGGGUGUUGAGGGGCAGGAGUAGCACAAAAUCCCCCCCCCGCCCCCCCCAGGGCACAGCUCCCUCACCUUAGGGGGCAGCACUGGCUCCCAGGGGGGACCUGAGUGCCAGGGGCCAGGUAAGGGGUAGCCAGCGUUAACACGGGGUGAGGCACGUGCAGGAGAGUUGGGGGGGAGCAUUGAUGAGGCCUUGGAAGAAGCACAGAGCUGGGGGGGGGUUGGGCACCCCCUCCCCCAUCUAGAGGACAGCAGCUCAGUCACCUGUGCAGCCAUGGAGGACCCCCCCCAUGCUGAGUGCAUGCUGCUGUGCUGGGGGAGGGGGGUCUGGGCAAUGGGGCAUUUGUA